Messenger RNA from Recurvomyces mirabilis, 270 nucleotides. RefSeq lists its product as uncharacterized. The transcript has a single exon. The record is from RefSeq and is a predicted model, not a curated record. Lineage: Eukaryota; Fungi; Ascomycota; Dothideomycetes; Mycosphaerellales; Teratosphaeriaceae. Bases 1 to 270 code for a protein of 89 amino acids.
AUGCACGCUGCCAGCCUCUUCGGCACGGCCGUGUCCAACGCCACGCAAUUGGACAUUCUAGACCAUCUCGGCGAGUUCGCUCAGGCCAUCUGGACGGCAGCGGCGAGGCUUCUGGGCGGGCAAGAUCGGGUGGUGGCGUAUUUUUUGCAGAGGGCGGUGGAGAUCGCGACGCAGUUGAAGGAGAAUGGGCGGCCGCAGCGGUUGGUGGAUGUUUGCUUGACUAAGGCGGGGGACGACCAGAUGGAUAGGGAAGGGGGCAUGGGAAGUUGA